Messenger RNA from Oncorhynchus nerka (sockeye salmon), 6727 nucleotides. Its product is annotated as GDNF family receptor alpha-4-like. The record is from RefSeq and is a predicted model, not a curated record. NCBI's taxonomy places the organism in Eukaryota, Metazoa, Chordata, Actinopteri, Salmoniformes, Salmonidae. Bases 767 to 2095 code for a protein of 442 amino acids. Gene Ontology annotation, molecular function: signaling receptor activity. The transcript is spliced from 9 exons. Gene Ontology annotation, cellular component: signaling receptor complex; external side of plasma membrane. Gene Ontology annotation, biological process: nervous system development.
UAGUCCGAGGAUAAGGGGACCUGCAUUCAGACAUGGCUGUUGUAAUAUGGUAGGCUACAUGAAAUACGAACGUCCAUGAAAUCCUAUUUAGUUUGAAACUAUGAGGAUACUCGAAUAUGUCCAGACUUAAUAUAGCCUGGUACACCCCUUACUAUAUGUCCCCCCGUCGUCGCAUCUGAGAACUUCUUCUUCGGAGCCAAUCAUCAGGACGCAGCUGUGUAUGGCAUUUAACCCACUGUCGCACAGUGAACGGACGAGCGCGAGGAGGAGGGACCGCCGGUUAAUAACCCAACUGCACUGCAUCUGUCAUCCUCAUGGUCUCCCGACGUGUCCGGCAGCAUGUAGACGGGCUCCUCUAGUGCCACUGCGGAGAGAGAAAUGGCAUUAGAAAAAUAUUCUCUAAUUUUGACACUAUCUAUGGAUGCAGAGUAACCUGAUGUUCCACAGCUGUAUUUGGGAGUCUUGGUUAAUUGUGUUCAGUCAAUCGGUGCACGCGCUACACGCUGCGCACUUUGGCGGUGGUGACAGUCAAACUAUGUUAGCUGUUUUCUCAACCAGUGUAAUCUAAGGAAUUAAUCGUUAUACAGGACUAUACACCAGCAACACGUACCCAGAACCGUGGAGCGUGACUCCCGCUGGAUGUAACGUUGAGCGGAGUGACGCGGGUCGUGUGCGGGCGAAUAGAGCCGUGGCGGAGCAAACGCACGAAGUCCAAAUUCCAUCUCCCUUUCCGUGUCCCCGUGCCUCUUCCCGCCCCAUAACGGAGAUGUUGUUCCUCGGAAUACUGCUCAGCAUCUUCAUACAAGAUGUGGUCACCUCCUUGCCGCCCCUCCCCCCGGGCAUUAUGGACUGUGUGGAGGCAGAGAGUGGGUGUGAAGCAGAUCCCCAGUGCAAGGAGCUGUACAGCACCUUGCGGUACUGUGUGUCUGAGGAGGAGGUGGCUCCGCAGGGGAGCAAGGCCAGGAUAGGGUGCCUGGAGGCCCUGAGCGCCCUGCACUACCCCCCCCUGUUGGCCUGCAAGUGUCAGCGCGGCGCACGCAGAGAGGAGCACUGCCUCCGAGUCUACUGGAGUGUCAGGAUCCUGCAGAGUUAUGAGGACCUGGAGGCGUCUCCCUAUGAUGACUCGCCAGUGGAAAUGUCUCACAUGGCUUCCAUAGUGGCCGCAGCCUCCUCUCUUCCUCUAGAUGGACAGAACGCGUGUCUGAAGGCAGCCCAGGACUGUGGUCUGUAUGAGAAAUGCGGGUCCUUGAGGUCUGAGUACGUCCUGGCCUGCACUAAGCGCGUCCCAGGCUCAGAACACUGCAACAGGCAGAAGUGCCACCGGGCGCUGCGGCGCUUCCUGGAGCGUGUCCCAGGGGAGUACAGCCUGGGGUUGUUGUUCUGCCCCUGUACUGACAAACUGUGUGGGGAGAGACGCAGGAAGACCAUCGUCCCUUCCUGUUCCUACCAGGAGAGAGACGGGGAACAGCCCAACUGUCUGCAUCUGCAGAGCUCCUGCACGAGGGACCAACUCUGCAGGUCCAGACUGGCUGAUUUCCAGCAUAACUGCCAGUCCUCCGGCCACUCCCCCUCGGGCUGUUUCAGAGAUAGUGGAACAGUGUGCCUCAAAUCCUACGCCGGACUCAUCGGCACCAUCAUGACCCCCAACUACCUUAGCAACAGCACUAUGGACGUGGCCCUAUGGUGCAAUUGUGAGGGCAGUGGCAACCAAUGGAAGAACUGCCUGAAGAUCCAGAACAUGUUCACCAAUAACGUCUGUCUGGAGAACUCCAUAAGUACCAUGGGUAGCUCCCCCCCUCGGCCAGUGGAGAGCAUUCUUCCCCCUUCCCCUCGCCCCUCCCCCCUGGACCAGCAGAACAAACUCAGCAACAACGCCCAGGAUGAGCUCAGCAACAACGCUGUGGAGCUUAGUGAGGAAGAGGAGGAAGAGGAGGAGGGGGGUCAAUUUGACGUGAUCCCUCUCUAUGCUGAGAAGGCCACGGUGUCCAAUCUGGGUUCUGGGGGUGGGGGGGUGUCCCCCCGUCUGUCCUCAGCCCCCCCUCCCUCCCUGCUGCUGCUCCUUCUGCUACUGUCUGCCUCUCUGAGCUGGGGGUAGCUGGCCCAUUGGGCUGAUGGGUAUUCAGGAGGGGAGAGGACGCACGCUGGGACUGCAAAUGAGACACGCAUUCAUGAGCAGGCAGAACUGAACUGCCUGACUACUCUGCGCAGCAACAAUAUGAUGAUGAAAGGCUUUUUUCCCCCCCCCUCGCUCUCUCGCUCUCCUGAACGCUGCAACGCUGAGUGGACCGAUCUCUCUUCCUAGUCAGGCUGCGAGACUUUCCCGCCACUAUCUUUUAUGUGCCGAUUGGACAAUGGAAAGUGACAGGAACGACCAUUCAGGAUCACUGAACUGUUCUGCUGGUGUUCAAGAAUACGAAAACAAAUCGUAAUGCUAAUACACUGAUUCUCUUCACCCUGCUCCCUUUAAGCAUGUCUGUGUACCACAGGAGAGGGCCAGCUUUCUCCCCCCUACCCAUCAGAACAGGUUCUGUUCUGACUCCUCCUCUACACACCCUGCACAGUGUCUGGAUCAGGUUGUGUUAUGUGCUUUUCCUCUCUCUGCAGUUCAGACACACACCUCCACUGUGUACAUGAAUAUAAUAAAAAAAAUAUAUAUAUGAUCUUCCGUUUUCUUCCGUUCUCUUCCUGGAACUGUUGUGAAUGCACUAACUAGAGUAUCAAAUUGAAAUGUGGAACCUGAAAGCCAGUUCCCACUGCUUUUUUCAUUCUUCCCCUCCAACCAGGGACCGAUUUAGACCUAUAGGAUGCCAGCUGGGAGCAAUGAAUUAUCAUCUCGUGGGGUCAGAGUUGAAUGCUCAUGUACUAGACCAUGUACAUGAGCAAGUCAAGAAAAGGCAUUUGAAUAACAGAGAUGGCACUUGUCCAAUGUGCCUCCAUCAACAGUGGACUGCAUUUAAUGGGCACAUAUAAAAAGGCCUAUAGAUGAACUUCACAUGCACCAAUUCUCUGUCCUAGUUCUGACAUGGUGAUACUGUGUUGAAGCAGUGGCAGUGAUGAUGAUGAUGAUGAUGAUGAUGACGAUGAUUGAAACACCACAUCAGGUUUAAUGGCCUUUUGUCAGUGUGUGUUUAAUGAAAUCACUGUGAUGUAUUUCUGCUUUGUCUCAGUUCUCCUCAAUAGUACAUUCUCCAGUGCAUUAUUAAAGCAUUGAAGAGUGACUACAAAACGACCAAACACUGUGGUCACAUAGAGGGGUUGGUUGUUUAGCAACAAAACUGAGGCUUGUGCAACUGUGGGGCAGAACAGACGGCGUUGGCUUAGAUUUGUUGACAACGUGUCAACUAUAUUUCCCCUCUCCAAAUGUUUAUUGAAAACAUAAAUACAUUUGCACAAUGAGCACUUAUUGUCUCUCAAAUACAUUAUUACAGUUGUAAGGUAGCUAGCUAGUGAUUUUAUGCCAUUUUAGCAUAGGCAUGACAUCAGUCAAAACCCCUCAAAACAAGACAUGGUAUCAAUAACAAGAUGCAACUAGCUGAAACGAGCCCCACAUGAUUCCCCACAUGCCAGCUUCUUGUCAUUGUUGCUAGCUAUCCGACGGCUCAGAAUCAUAACAACGCAAGCCUUCCCGGCCACAAUGGUGACGUUUGUCAGCUAAACCGCACACACUGACGUGCACACACACUAACACUGACAAAUACAGAUACACAAAUAUACACUGUCUGUGAGUCAGAGGAGCCCCAAUCACAGACCUAUUAAAUAAUCAGACAGGUUUCUCUCCCACUGUGUCUAAUCAAAACGAAUAGGUCUCCUGCUCUCUGCUCCUCCGUGACCACUCUGCCCAUGGGCUGAGUGUGUGUGUGUGUGUGUGUGGUGCACGUUGGCACAGACUAAAGGGGCUGGUUUGUCGUGACUCUAUCAGUCUGUCAGUAAGAGAAAGGGUUCUAGCCUGUGAGAGACAGGACCUGUAAUUAGAGUGGUGCACAUUGGCAUUACAUGGCUCGUGUGUGUGUGUGUGUGUGUGUGCGUGUGCAUGUGUGUGUGUGGUGCACAUUGGCACAGACUAAAGGCCUUGUUUACUCUCUCUCUCUAUUCCUUUCUCUCUACCUUAUCCUCCGUCCUCCCUGGGGAACCCAACAAACUUUUCCUCCUGAGUCCGUUCAGACAGAUGAGUGUUCAGACGGAGAGAGAUGGAGGAGCAGGAGACCCAGUAAAGCUUUUAAUCUGUAAAUGGAGAGAGAGGUAUCCAGUAAUGGUCAUUUAAGCAUUAAGCCCUCCUCCGUCCACCUCGUUUGUGCUUCCUAAUGCUCCUUAAACAUUUACGACCCUGAUGAUAACAAAGGAAGACUGCAGCCUAAUCAGAUCAAUGCUGGUUAAAAACCCUACUCGGAACUGCACAGGCAUCGGUGGGGGGGGGACUCAACUCAUAUCUGACUCCAGAUCAGCUUCUGUCAUCCUUAUAUAGGCAGUAAAUAAACUGCAUUGUGAUACUGACUGUCUGUAUGAAUCCAACCAGUGCACACACACAGUUUCUUUCUGUGCUUCCUUACUUUUCAGUUUAGUCCACUCUCUCUCUCUAGCUCUCUCUCCCUCUAGCUCUCUAUCGCUAUCUCUCUCUCUCUCUCUCUCUCUCACACAUUCUAGCUUUCUCCUUUCUCCAGCUCUCUCCCACAUUCUAGCUUUCUCCUUUCUCCAGCUCUCUCCCACCCUGUCUCUAGUUCUCUCUCUGUUAGUCUCUGUCGUUUUGGAACGGAGAGACAUGUCCUCCCUGAAUAGCUGAGACUGCAGUCAGAGAUUGGGGUGGCUCUGAAUAGCCAGGCCGAUAAGGAUGGAUUUCAUUCAGAAAUGGAUGGAGAGAUAGCGUCUGUCUCUGGGUGGCACAGAAUGACUCAUUCUACUCCGUCUAAAUGGCUUGCAUUGGGAGUGAUGAGAUUCCCUCUCCACUCUCCCCAGACUGCAUCCUGUAACAUUAGAGGGUCACAAGGGUUAAACAGCCUAAUAAGACGAAGACAUGCUGCAUUACACACUGCAUUACAACACACACGCUGUGGGACUCUCCAGCUAUCAGGAUCUGUGUGUUCACACCUGAGCUAUUUAUCUCCAUCCACCUGCACAAACCACUGGCUGAAUGUUUGGAGUGCUGAGCUGCAGGGUGUUUGCAGGAGUUUCCCGGUGCUGUGGUUGUGCAUUCUGUAUGUCACAGUAAAUUAUACAACUGCAGAAUAUGAUCUUCCUUAUCGAUUUCUCUCAGGAUGCAUGCAGGGCCCCAUCUAUAUGCAUAUUAUUGUUGGAGUACAGCUCGUUAAUCUUUGCGCGUUAUCAUUGUGGUUUUGUGUUCCCUGGCUUCUUGGCUGGCUGCUGUGAAGUGAACACAUACCCAUUGACUCUCUGGGAAGACACACACACGCACACACACACACACACACAAACUAAUUUGUCUUUCAUCAGCGUUCAGACCAUGGGUCUGUGCUGUUUGCCGUAUCAAUAUGUAGUUAGUGAGUGCGAAUUGCUGCAGUUAGAUCCAGGAGUGUGCGCAUAUGUGUGUGCACGUUUGGGAGUGCAUGUGUGCGUGCAUGUGUGUGUGUCCACUACCAUCACUUUAUGUCCCUUCAUUAUACUUAGGAAGCACACACACACUCACACGGACAGUUUGCUGACUAAUGGAGCCUUUAUUCUUAAUGAGUGCUGCACUUGUUCGUCUAUCUCCUGUCCCCCUCAUUACCUCUCUAUCUCUCAUCCCUCGCUUCCUCUCUUUUAUUCCUCCACCUGCAUCUUCUACCAUCACCUUCACCUGAUCCUCUCUACUUCUAUUUAACUACAGCUCCUAUCCUGUCAUCCUCUGUUCUUCUAUUUAACUACAGCUCCUAUCCUGUCAUCCUCUCUUCCACCUAAUCCCCCACUCCUCUCUUUCUCAAUAGCCCUCUCCUGGAUGUUCUUCCACAUUCUCUCUGCCCAUCUCCUUCUUUCCCUCUCUCCCUCCAGGUGCCGUGUGUUUGUGUGUGUGUUUGGAGAUGGUGUUGGUAAGGGACAGAGCAGCAGUGUGUGUUGUCUGGCCUGGCUAUGCCUCGCUGGCUGCUACGCUGCUCGCUCUGUUAAUAACCCAAGGUGCUUCUGACAUCUUAUUUAUGGUCUGUCAUUUGUUUUCGUGGCGUCAGCGGCUUUCACAUCCCAGGUGUGGUGGCACAACAUUUAGACUAGCACCCCUCACUGUACUUAAGAGUCUUCUCCUUCCCGCUCUCCCUCAGUCCUUCUCUCUUUCUUUCCCCUCCCUCCCUCCCUCCCUCUACACCUCCCUUUCUCUGAGCCCGUAUCACUCUCUCAAUCUGCCUUUUUAUCUCUCCCUCUCUAUCUCCAUUGAUCACAUCCAUCUCUCUCUCUCUCUGUCUCUGUCUGUCUCUCUUUCUCUCGCUGUCUCUGUCUGUCUGUCUCUCUCUCUCUCAAUUCAAUUGAAGGGGCUUUAUUGGCAUGGGAAACAUAUGUUUACAUUGCCAAAGCAAGUGAAAUACAUAAUAAACAAAAGUGAAAUAAGCAAUAAAAAAUGUACAGUGAACAUUACACAAAAGUUCCAAAAGAAUAAAGACAUUUCAAAUGUCAUAUUAUGUCUAUAUACAGUGUUGUAAUGAUGUGCAAAUAGUGAAAAGUACAAAAGGGAAAAUACAUCAAAAUAAAUGUGGGUUGUAUUUACAAUGGUGUUUGGUCUUCAAUGGUUGCCCUUUUCUUGUGGCAACAG